This is a messenger RNA of Octopus bimaculoides (California two-spot octopus), 3985 nucleotides long. RefSeq lists its product as uncharacterized. Gene Ontology annotation, cellular component: chromatin; PRC1 complex. The record is from RefSeq and is a predicted model, not a curated record. Lineage: Eukaryota; Metazoa; Mollusca; Cephalopoda; Octopoda; Octopodidae. Gene Ontology annotation, molecular function: chromatin binding. Gene Ontology annotation, biological process: negative regulation of transcription by RNA polymerase II.
UUCUCCUGUUUGUUUCGUCAAACCUGUGUGUAUGCAUGUAUGUAUAUAAGUACGUAUGUAUGACUGUAUAUGCCUCUGUGUGUGUGUGUGUAUUUGAAUGUAUGCAUGUGAUAUAUGCGAACGUAUAUAUUUGUAUGUAUGUAUGUAUGUAUGUAUGUAAUAUAUAUAUACUUAUGUUUUUGCGUAUGAAGAGAUAGAGAGAUACAAAACAAAAAACAGAAAGAAAGGGGGAAGUGGGGAGAGAAACGGAUUGAGUGAGUGAGUACGAGUGCAUGAACAUGAGCCAAUGUGACUAAAUGAGUGAGUGAGGGUAGGGUGUGCGUGUGCGAGUGCGCGUGUGAGUGUAUGUACGUAUGUAUGUGUGUAUGUAUGCGUGUGCGGGUAAGAUACGAAAGAGUGAAUGAAGGGUGUCGGUGAGAGGUGAGUGUGACGUCACAGCUGCAAUAAUAUUAUGGUCUACAGUGGACUGUUUGAGUUUUUACGCCGUAGGUCGCUGUUACUACAACUGAUGUAGAAGAAAGGGGAAAAGAAAAACAAAAAAAAAGGAAAGACAGAGAGAGAAACAGAGCGAACGAACGAGAAAGAGUACGAGUGAGAGAGAGAGAGACAGAAAAAAAAAAAGAGAGACAAGAGUUGUAGUAGGGCUUCAGCUGGCAUUCAACUUGGUCUACUUGUUGUUGUUCUUGUUGUUAUUAUGGAGAUACAGAUAAUGGGAGAUCGGGUGUUUCAGGCCGACUACAUACAGAGGAAACGUAUACGCAGGGGUAAAGUGGAAUACCUUAUAAAAUGGAAAGGCUGGUCCAUCAGGCACAGUACCUGGGAACCAGAGGAAAAUAUUUUGGAUCCUUUAUUAAUUAAAUCUUUCGAAAAAAGACAAGCCAGAGGCGCUCGGAAAGUACAAAACCCUCAAAAACGAAAAAAGGAAUAUGAUAAAGAUUACGACGAACUUCGGAAGGAAUGUCUCAGCGACAAUGAAACUGAAGUGGAAGAUGAGGAAGAAGAGGAAGAUGACAAUGAUGAAGGCGAUCGAGAGGUCAGUGGAAGCCCCAUCUUAUACGAUGGACGAAACGACAAGCUGGUUGACGAGAAACCUUUUGUGAAACUUGGCAAAACUAGCGGAGAUUUGUGGACAUCUACUGUCGGUUGUAGGACCAACACAGAUAAUAAUGCACUUUCACGAAACAAACCACACAGCAAACAGGACGAAGGUGGCCUUGCCGACAGUGGUGUUGGUGAAGACGGUGGUGAUGAUAGUGGCGGUGGUAGUGGCGGUUAUGGUACUGGUGGAUUUGACGAUGCUGAGGAAUUUAGUGGCGCUAACAUACAUGAUACUACUACCAAUACUACCACUACUACUACUACUACUACUACUACUACUACGACUCCGAAUAGUAUCACCACUACUAUCACCAAUAGUAACAAGGCGAACAUUAGUAAAGGCGUCACUAACGACAGUAAUAACAGUAGCAACGGGCACCACCACAACCACCAUCACCACCAUCACCACCAUCAGCACACGACUAAGAACUCGGUGCACCAGAAUAAUAAAAAUACUAACUCUAAUAACCAUAUUAUGAGCUUUAACAACAAGAAUAAUCACAGUAAUAACGACAACGGUUACCACAAACUGUCCGGUGUGGGUGACGACAAGAAAGAGAAGGGGAGGCGACAGUCGUUAGGGUUAGGUUAUUCACCUGCUGUGGCGGAAGAUUUAGAGGAGGAGGAGGAGGAGGAGGACGUGGAUGCGGAGGCGGAGGGUGGUGGAGAAGGAAGGGGGAAGGAGAAGGAAGAACUGGACGGGAACGAUUCCGCUGCAACGGAAAUAGACGAAGGGGAGGCGGAGGACGAGGGUGAAGUGGAUGAGGCGGAGGGGGAAGGGGAAGCGGUGGAGGACGACGACGACGACGCUGACGGUGUUGAUGACGAUAAUGAUGGUGAUGAUGAUGCUGAUGAUGGUGAGGUCUACAAAGGGGAGAAAAAGAGCUCAAAAGUGGAAAGGCCAGCGACCGAUAAGACGCAUUGCUAUACUUCUAAGAGAACCACGUCCAGCGACUAUAAGGCGCGCCUAACGUCGCAGCGCAUGCGUACUUCGAACGGACAUGGUGACAGCAGUAACAGUAGAAGUUGUAGGCGAAACCGUAAGCGGUCCAUCAGGGAGCAUCGCCAACAACGCAGUAACGGGCGAUAUAGGUAUUAUAGUAGUGAUGAUGAUGACGAUGAUGACGAUGAUGAUGAUGAUGACGAUGAUGAUGAUGAUGAAGUCGUUGCGAAAAGCUCUUUCGAAGGUGUAAACCGUAUUAGUAGUAAUACUAUUAGUAGUAAUACUAUUACCAAUAACAAUCGCAGUAGUAGUAGUAGUAUUUGUAGUAAUAAUAGUAGUAGUUAUAAUAGUAAACAUAGUAGUAAUAUCAGCAGUAGUAUUAAUAGUAAUAAUAAUAAUAGUACUAAUAAUAGUAGUAGUAGUAAUAAUAGUAGUUCACAUAGAAAUAAUAGUGACAGUUCGAAAACACAUCACCAUCACCACCACCACCACCACCACCACAAUAACAGUCACAAUCACAACAGCCAACAACAUCAUCAUCAUCAUCACAACAAUCAUCAGAAUCACAAACGCACAACAUAUAACAGUACAUGUAGCAAUUAUAUCGAUGAUAACAUCAACACCACCAACAACACUACUACCAGCAUCACCAACAGCAGCAGCAGCAGUAACAACCAGCAGCAACUGCAGCAGCAACACCCUUAUAAUAAUCACAGUAAUAGUGGUAACAACAGUAAAGAAAGCAUAGACAAUGUUUUGAAAACUAAUAAUGGUAAGCAACAGCACUUAGAAACUUCUGACCGUUAUUCGAAUAAAUCCAGUUGGAAUCGAUCGCCGUCUCCGUCAACGGUUAUCAAGAAAGCUAAGUACUGUAGCAGACGACAGGAAUACUGCAGCAGACGACAAGUGUGGUAUCCACCGACAGGCGGUAUCCCACUCGAAGUUCUUGUCACUGAUGUUACGUAUAAAUGUUUGACAGUAACAUUCGUUGAAUGUGAAACAGAAAAAGGUUUCUUUAAGAAUUCAGAAUGAUUCUAGUUUUGAAACUUAAAAAAAAAAAAAAAAAAACCUAAAAAAAAACUAAAAAAAAAAUCUAAAAAAAAAACUUUAAAAAAAUUAAAAAGCACGAAAAAAAUACUGAUGAAGUAAAAUAAAAAGAAAGAAAACAUACAGACACACACAGAGCAUACAUAUAUCGUAAGACGGGUGGCACUUUUGAUUACGUUCAUUUUCUUUUUCUCUUUCUUUAAAAUUGUGUAGCACAUGGUUCUGUAAUACAUAGAACACAUGUUUAAUUACCUAAGAAAGAAAACUUAUUAAAGUUGGGAUCAGCUAUUAACCCUAUGUAAAUAUUAUGCAGACGGGGAUAUAGUAGCUCUGUAUUAUUACAAAAUUUUAAAUAGAUUUGCUGACAUUGAAUAUUUGCAGCCAAAUAAGCAAAAAAAUGUAAAAUGAAAUGAAGAAUUUUUAUUUUAUUUUGUUUUUAUUUCAUGAAAAUAAUCAAUCCUGCCUCCCAUGCAAAGAUAUGCACAUAUAUUAAACAUAUAAGCUCAUACACGUACAAAUACGUAGAUAUAAUACAUAUAGAAAUUCAUGCACCUAUAAACGUUCAUAUGUACACAUGUACAUACUUACAUAUACACAUAUAUAUACACAUAAAUAACAUACGUACACAUUCUUACACGACAACAACAAUAAAAAAACAGCAGCAACAACAUCAAAUGCAUAAAAACAAAUAUAUAUAUAUAUAUAAUUCUACAUUGAAAAAUAAAAUUCAAAAAAGUCUAAUAUUUUUGACAUAAAAAUAACAAGACAUUUCAACCGCUAAAAUCUGCAAUUCUUGUUAUUGUUGUUGUUGUUGACUCUGUUUAAGGGACACAGAUGAUGGGAGCGUACAGCUUGCUAUGGAUUCGCUACCGAUUCUUUAAAGAAUUAUUAUUAUUA